UUAUUUAUUUAUUUUUUACAAAUCGCCGACUUUAUAAAAUUCAUUUCCAAUAUACCCUUUACUCUCUCAUUCUUCUCUUUUGGUUCUUCUCCACCCUUUCACCAAACCUAACGUUUCGAUCUCUCCAUCGGCCAAAAACCACCCAUGGCUUUGGCUCGCCGGAGUUCCAAUCUCCUCAAGCCUCUCUCCACCGCCUCCUCAUCCUCUUUCCUCCACCGCCGCUCUUUCUCCACCGAUGACUCCACCACCAUCACCAUCGAAACCAGUGUCCCCUUCACCGGCCACAACUGCGAACCUCCGUCCAGAUCCAUCGAUACUACUCCUAAGGAACUCAUGACUUUCUUCACCGAUAUGGCACUUAUGCGCCGUAUGGAGAUCGCCGCCGACUCUCUCUACAAAUCCAAGUUGAUCCGAGGGUUUUGCCAUCUGUACGAUGGACAAGAAGCUGUGAGUAUAGGGAUGGAGGCUGCGAUUACGAAGAAGGAUUGUAUAAUCACCGCUUAUCGUGACCAUUGUAUCUUCCUAGGGCGUGGUGGGACGCUACUCGAGAGUUUUGCUGAGCUUAUGGGUCGUCAAGCGGGUUGUUCUAGGGGGAAAGGAGGUUCGAUGCAUUUUUAUAAGAAGGAUGCUUGUUUCUUCGGAGGACAUGGGAUUGUUGGAGCUCAAGUUCCGUUAGGAUGUGGAUUGGCGUUUGCUCAGAAGUACAGGAAGGAAGAUCAUGUCACUUUUACCAUGUAUGGUGAUGGUGCUGCUAACCAAGGACAGCUUUUUGAAGCUCUUAACAUGGCUGCUCUUUGGGACCUACCUGCCAUUUUGGUGUGCGAGAAUAAUCACUAUGGUAUGGGUACAGCUGAAUGGAGAGCUGCAAAGAGUCCUGCUUAUUACAAACGUGGGGAUUAUGUUCCUGGAUUGAAGGUAGAUGGAAUGGAUGCCUUUGCAGUGAAACAAGCUUGCAAAUUUGCAAAAGAACACGCAUUAAAGAAUGGACCCAUUAUUCUUGAAAUGGACACUUACAGGUACCAUGGUCACUCUAUGUCUGACCCUGGUAGCACCUAUAGAACCCGUGAUGAAAUUAGUGGUGUCAGACAGGAACGUGAUCCUAUUGAAAGAAUAAGGAAGUUGAUCCUGGCUCAUGAUAUAGCUAAUGAAAAAGAACUCAAGGAUAUAGAGAAGCUAGCUAGAAAAGAAGUUGAUGAAGCCAUUGCCAAGGCAAAGGAAAGCCCAAUGCCAGAUGAGCCUGAACUUUUCACCAAUGUUUAUCGUAAAGGAUAUGGGGUUGAGUCUUUUGGAGCAGACAGGAAAGAGUUAAGAGCUACACUCCCUUGAUUUUCAUAAUGAAAUCAUUUUAUAAUCAAAAGAAUAUUUUGGUUUGAUCCAACUCAUCUCUUCAAAUACCAAAACAAAAAUAAGAACACAGAGAGAUGGAGUGAAUAACAAAUUUAUUGCUGUUUUUUUAUUUUAUUUCGCGUGUUGUGUUGAUGGCAAAAAAAAAAAACAGAAAAAGUUUUGAUAUGAUUCUUUUGGGCCUGUUUCAUAUACUUUCGACAUGAAGAAACUCAUAGUUUUUGUGAAGGCUGUUGAACUUGAAGCUAUAUCUGUUAUGAUAUAUUGUUGCAGGUUGUCUGCAAAUUUAUUUGGCAAUUUUGUUUUUAGCAAUUUGGGGUUUGUUUGUUGUUUGUGUGAAUUACUAAGUAUUUAAUAUGCUAUUAUGGGUUUUUAUUAGAAUGCUGUGAUUGAACAAGUGAAAUAAUGCCAACAAUCUAUCGGAAGUAAAGUUUUACCUAAGAUGAAAUAUAAUGUGAAGAAUAUACAAGUUUAUGUCUAAUGUCUUCUUUUACCUUGAGUUUUCAUAUUUUUAAAAAAGUUUAUAAUUGUAUCGGUGUUGAUAGUGUUUAAUACGUAUGACACUAAAUAAUCAUCAAUCUUAUUGUUAAAGACAACUCGACAAAUGGUCUGUUAGCUGAAAAUUGUCAUUUUGUCCAAAAAUGUUUGGAUUAAGUCCAAAUUUUUCAUUUUGUUGUGAGUUUGGUUUAGUUUUCUAUAAACUUUUUUAUAGUAACUAUUUUACCCUUGAUACUUUCUUUUUUUUUUAUUGGUUUUU
Molecule: messenger RNA, 2101 nt
Organism: Lactuca saligna
Lineage: Eukaryota; Viridiplantae; Streptophyta; Magnoliopsida; Asterales; Asteraceae
Source: the annotation of a GenBank genome assembly